AUGUCAAAAUACUGGUGUAAACACUGCGCUGUUUUUGUCGAUGGUAGCAAGUUCGGCAAGCAGCAGCACGAAGUGUCUUCUCGCCACAAAAGAGCGAUCCAGUUCUCCAUAAACAAACUCCACACAGUCAACAAAAUUGAGAAGAAGAGCGAGGUGGAAGCCCAGAGAGAGUUAGAUCGCAUCAACAAGGAACUCGGCAGACCGAAGACACGGAUAGAGAACUCAAAAAAGGAAGCACCUGCAAAGAGAAAGGAAGCGGUGGAGACGGAGGAGGGCCAAGAAAUUGGCGAAUGGGCAGAGGUAACUGUGGUAGAAAAACCGCCCGUGGAAGAAACCGCAAAGAAGGUCUCCAAAACAGUCACCGUGGGCGACAAGGAAACCCAAAGCUGGGACCUCCAAGGGACAAAGAAGAUCCAGCUCGAUGAUUUGAGCGACCUUGAGGAUUUGGAGGUGUCAAAGUUCAAGAAAACGAAAUUCAAGAAAAAAAGUGUUUAAGUUGCAUCACGGGACACUGAUAACCGUUUUUCCAUGGUUUUAUCGGAACACAAGGACCAGGGCUGCCUGCGGGGCAUCUGAUUCCUACCCACAGCAUACAGUGAGUUGUUGUCUAUGCGUGACUUAUCUCUUCGAUAUCCAGGCGCAUGAUACUUGUGCUGAAAGUGUACGGCCAAUUCUAUCGUCUUAUGGAUUUGAUGUUUAUUAAUAAUUAAGACGCUGGUUAAGUGUGACCUAAAUCCAAUAAUUGUCUAUAUAGCUAUGUUUAGUGCAGUUAUUUCAAUAGCACAAGCUUUAAACACCUAC
Babjeviella inositovora NRRL Y-12698 is the source of this 801-nucleotide messenger RNA. RefSeq lists its product as uncharacterized. The record is from RefSeq and is a predicted model, not a curated record. Lineage: Eukaryota; Fungi; Ascomycota; Pichiomycetes; Serinales. The transcript is spliced from 2 exons. Gene Ontology annotation, molecular function: zinc ion binding. Bases 1 to 495 code for a protein of 164 amino acids.